CGGGAUGUUUCCGGGACAUUUCCGGGAUGUUUCCGGGACGGUUCCGGGAUGUUUCCGGGACGUUUCCGGGACGUUUCUGGGAUGUUCCCGGGAUGUUUCCGGGACAUUUCCGGGACAUUUCCGGGGACAUUUCCGGGAUGUUCCCGGGACGUUCCGGGACGUUUCCGGACCUGUUGCCUGCCUGCCCAGCUGCCCAGCUGGCCUCGCUGGCCCAGGAGCUGCUGCCGUGCCGGGCCGAGCUGCUCCAGGGGGGGCUGGGGGGGCCCAACCGGGCCCGGAUCCUGCGGCACCUCCUGGGGGGGCAGCCCCUGCUCGUCCCCUACGACGGGGACAGCAACCACGCCCCGUGCUGCCGGCGCGGCCACCGCGCCCACUGGGCCCUGCUGAACGGGCUGCUGCUGGCCGUGCCCCCCCAGGCGCCGCUGGGCCCCGGCUUCCAGAGGGACCCCGAGGUGCCCAACGUCUUCCACGCCCGCGGAUUUGGGUCUGGGGGCUUCCGGCCCGAGCUCG
This is a messenger RNA of Lonchura striata (white-rumped munia), 510 nucleotides long. The record is from RefSeq and is a predicted model, not a curated record. NCBI's taxonomy places the organism in Eukaryota, Metazoa, Chordata, Aves, Passeriformes, Estrildidae.